GAUGCUGCAGGCGGUUUCCCCUUAGGAAGUACUACUGUCCUCUGAACAGCGCGGGGGAAAAGGAGGUGCCCUCCGCACCCCGGGGCACCCCCUUCUUUCAAUUUCCAAGGGCGGGGUGGGCACGGCCGCCGCUGCGUGCCCGCGCAGGCCUCCCGCCCCGCCCGCCGCAGCGCCGCGCCGUUCCGUUCCGCGCCGUUCGUUCCGUGCCGCCGGCCGGCCCCCGGUGCCGCGGGCAUGGCGCCGCUGGUGCUGUACCACUGGACUCAGUCCUUCUCCUCGCAGAAGGUGCGGUUGGCAAUAGCCGAAAAAGCCCUGAAGUGCGAAGAGCACGAUGUAAAUCUGCCGCUGAGUGAGCACAACGAACCGUGGUUCAUGCGCUUAAAUUCCUCCGGAGAAGUACCUGUCCUGAUCCAUGGGGAAAACAUCAUUUGUGAGGCGACGCAGAUCAUCGAUUACCUUGAAGCAACGUUUGUGGAUGAGGAGGUACCAAGAUUAAUGCCAGAAGAAGGGAGCAUGUAUUAUCCAAGGGUGCAACACUAUAGAGAGCUUUUAGACUCCUUACCUAUGGAUGCCUACACCCACGGCUGCAUCCUGCACCCCGAGUUAACAGUGGACUCCAUGAUUCCAGCCUACGCUACCAGCAGAAUUCGUAGCCAAAUAAGUAACACAGAAUCAGAGUUGAAGAAACUUGCGGAAGAGAAUCCAGACCUUCAAGAUGCCUAUAUAGCAAAACAGAAGCGCCUUAAAUCUAAACUGCUGGAUCAUGAUAAUAUAAAAUACCUAAAGAAAAUACUGGAUGAACUGGAAAAAGUUUUGGAUCAGGUUGAGACUGAAUUGCAGCGGCGAAAUGAGGAAACGCCGGAAGGUGAAAAUCAGCCUUGGCUCUGUGGUGAUUUCUUCAGUCUUGCAGAUGUAUCACUUGCUGUCACAUUACAUCGGCUGAAGUUUCUGGGAUUAGCAAGAAGAAACUGGGGAAAUGGAAAGCGGCCCAACUUGGAAGCCUAUUAUGAGCGUGUCCUGAAGAGAAAAGCAUUUUACCAAGUUUUAGGACACGUCAACAAUAUAUUAAUCUCGGCCGUUCUGCCGACGGCAUUCCGCGUGGCCAAGAAGAGGGCGCCCAGGGUUCUUGGCACGACCCUGCUGGUCAGCGUGCUGGCGGGAUUGGGUUACCUUGCUUUCAUGUGUCUUCGGAAGAGGUUUCCCAACAUGAUGUUAUUGGUUAGAACCAGGCAAAAUUAUCUUUAGACCUGUCUGUCCCUCAUGGUGAGUGGAGGGCAUCUCUACCCACCCCCCAGGAAACAUCCCCAGUAAAACAUAGAAGUAGAAGAAAGGUUAUGUCUGUAAAUUAGAACAUUGUCACACAGUAAUCCUCUUCUGCUGUUACAUAACUGGAUUGGCAAUGCGGAGAUAUUUGUGGAAAAUGUAUGUAAGGGGACAACAAAGGAAAGAAGAGACUUUGUUUUUAGAUGAGCACCUACAAGGGCUGUGAUGAUGCUUUGUUAAAGUGGUUAUUGUCUCCUUUACCUAGUAGCUGACCUAAUUAUAAUGUAUGUUUUUUUUUUUAUUUUUGUUGUUGUUGUUGUUGUUUGUUUUGUUUUGUUUUAAAGAUAUGCGGCAAUAUGACAGCUCUUCACUGUGGGUGAAAUGCGUUACUGUGCAGAAACCAGCAUUGUUGAGAUACUGAAAAUAGCACUUACUGUAAAGGCUCAGAGCAGAAUUUAAGUGGAGCAUAGGCUCUGCGCCUGGUAUGUGCAGGAGUGAGUGUCUUUGUACUGAUUAAUGUCUGUUAAUUUGCAGUUGGACCUUUAGAAAUGUGUUAAAAACUGAUCUUGUGGAUCCACUUUUGUCACUGUAUGUUCAUGUUGUAGUACAGGAAGAGUCCUGAAACAGAUAUGAACAUCAGUGAUUUGUGGGCCACAUGAGUGAAAUUGUCCAGAGGCAUUAGCAGUCAACAGAAAUAAUAUAAAUGGGAGUGAAAAACCUGCCACUUGCCUUUUGGGCAGACUUUGGCCCAGCCAGGUACCCAGCUCAGCUGCAAGCCCUGGCUGAGUCAAACCAAACUAUCUUGGUGCACAUUUCCUGCUGUCAUUCUAUCAGCUCCUUCUGUCUUUUGCUCUUGGGGUAGCUUGAUCCAGUUGUCUCCAUACGAGUGUUCCCUGCACCCUUUCUUGUUUCCACUCUGAGCACUGGUUAUUUUUUUGCACUCUACUUGGCUAAUUUAGCAAUUGCCUGUGCCUCUAUGAAGUGUUUGCCCACAAUGCGCCACAGCCAAUGAGAAAAUGAGUUCACAACAAUGCAUUUUGUAAAAGUAAUUUAAAAUACUUCACUAGCUUUCAAUCUGGUUAGGUAGUCUAGGUUGAAGGUGAAAUGGUAAUUUAGCAAUCUGUUUACUUAUGAAGAGGUGUCAUAUUGGUGGUAAGUGGAAAAAUACCGGUCAGUUUGGAGUUGGGUCAUUUGUACUGCAGAUCUUUUGCAAAGCUGCACUCAAGUAGCUUGUAGGAAGGAGACAGAAAAACACUUUGAUUACUUCCUACUAAGCAGGUGCUGAGCUUUUUAUUAGGUUCUAACUGAGCUUCUGUUUCAAUGAGAAAUGCACAUUUACCUGGAGGUAGACUUUGAAUCAUUUUGCAGUGAGAAAGCAAUCAGGAAGGGCUGAAAAUUCUCAUAACAGUUUAGUAUGAUUUUUGUAUUUUUGAUGAAUGUCUGAAAGCCUCAGAAUUUUGUUUACAAUCUGUAGAUAACUGCAACAACAAAAAACGUAGCUUUAAAUGUUUGCCUAUCAACAAUUAGUGUGAUUAAGCUUAAGUCUUGGGUCCGGUGCUGGUGGUUGUGGUCUCUGCACAAGUGCUUUGAGCAGCAAGAAGAUCUGCUCUCAAGUUUGGUGGAGAGAGCUGAGACAGUUUUUGUCUUGGCAGUCUCACUGUGUAGCAGAUGUCAAAACAAAUGAAACUGUUGAAUACUUCUGCUUAUAAUUUAAUAUUGUGCUAGUUGUCUAGCAAAAGAAGACCUAAAUUUAAUUGCUCUUGUAAUAAGCAACAUCUUACCUAGGAAACAAUGCUUUUUUUAUUUGUCGAAAAGACGGUUUCAUAUAAUUCUAUUUCAUGACCCAGUUGUUUUCAAGAAUUUGUUGAAUUAAAUGUGCUCAGUUUAGAAAAGCUUAAUUAUCUCUAGAGUAAGUUUACUCCAACGAUACUAUGAAUGUGCUGGCAGCUUUAACUGAGUUUGUUGUUUGUAUAUUUUGUUUCAUCUGCAUUUACUUGUAACCAACAAAUUCCACUAAGUUAAUAAAAACAGAGUAAGGCCUGUCACUACUUCCCUGGCAUGUAUUUCUGACUGACCAUCUGUAAAAUAUAAUCUCAUCCAAGUCAUGGCAAAUUUCAAUAUAUAUGACUCAGCUUUCUUUAGAAUUAAUUUAUAUUUUACUUUUCCCUUUCUCGUUUGUUUGUGAUGUGUUUGUUCUAGAUAAGAACACUUAUAUUUCCAGAGGCAUGCCAGUCUAGUUCACACCAACAGCUCUGUGUGCUGUGAUCUAGGCAAAUUAGUGAUGGAGCAGUUUUCCUUCCCCCCUAAACCACAAUGGUCUCUGCACCGCUCCUUGCCUGCCCAGAGCUGCAGGUAGGGUUGGGAAGGACUGAAAUGACCACCAGAUGUCAGUGGCCCUCCAGGGCUCUGCCUUGGCAUGCUGCUGAGAUGUGCAGGAAAACCCUGGUUUUCACAAAGUGAUCUCGGCAUAAGAUGGAUGUGAGCAUCCUCGUCAGACUAGCAAUCUCUCAAGAGCCCUUGAAACAACUACUUGGUCUACUACCAAGUGGUUCUCUGGCACAUAUUGUUAGUGUUUGUGUGUCAUUUCUACACUAGAUAAAUAAGGAGGCAAAGCUGAAAUAAUAUUUCACACUAGAAUGAAUGUUACUGAACAGCGUUUAAACAUCUGCAGGAAUGAACAUGGAUAAAACUUUUACUGUGGAAAAGUUUGGAUCUCUAGUUUAAUGAAUGUCUGUUAGUACAGAUAUUGGAUAGUUUCACUGCCUUGAAGUUCUCUGUGCAUUUCUGUACAUGUGGCAGCAAAAGGCUUAUCCAUGAUUAAAUUCCUCAAAACAGGAUGAGAUUUAGAAGCACAUGUGCUGUGUAUGACUCCUUAUGUGGGAUAGCUUUUGUGUGGUGCUUGUAAAGUUUCUUUUCAGCCUCGUUUAUUUUCUUUACUGGGGUACCUCUGUACACUAUUUAGAUUGCAUACACAACCUAUCUUCUGGUUCUCAGUUACUGUUUGUUCUCAUAUCACACAUCAGAUAUAUUCCAUAUCUUUGUAUGUGGGACCUGCACAAUAAACAUUUAUUCUAAGACCA
Messenger RNA from Columba livia (rock pigeon), 4343 nucleotides. RefSeq names its product ganglioside induced differentiation associated protein 1 (gene GDAP1). Gene Ontology annotation, biological process: mitochondrial fission; mitochondrial fusion. Gene Ontology annotation, cellular component: mitochondrial outer membrane. Bases 235 to 1245 code for a protein of 336 amino acids. The transcript is spliced from 6 exons. NCBI's taxonomy places the organism in Eukaryota, Metazoa, Chordata, Aves, Columbiformes, Columbidae. The record is from RefSeq and is a predicted model, not a curated record.